AUGCCAAAAAGCACGAGAAAUAUCUCAAAAGAGACCAUAAGCAGUCUCUCCGAUGCGCCAACACCGCUUCCAGGCAAAGUCCUCCAAAUCAGAUCCGGAAAAGUCAAAACUCUCGUCACCGAACCGUCCGGCAUCUUCAAACAAGUCCAGCAAGGGCGUAUCUUCAUCAACGAGCACGGCAUCGGCAAUGACAAGCACGUCUACCCCAUACACUGGAGUACCGAGCGUGCUCUGCACCAGUACGCCUCGGAGCACUAUGAGUCCUGGCGGUGCGAGGACGGCUGUCCCAAACCGGAGCUCUUCGAUUACGGCGCCUUUGGGGAGAACAUAGUUGGCACCAACAUGAGCGAAGAAAAUGUUUGCGUCGGCGACGUCUACCGCAUCGGCAGGGAUGUCGUGGUUGAAGUGAGCGAACCUCGCAGCCCGUGUUACAAGCUAAAUUUGCGCUUCGAAUGGGGCAGAGCUCUAAAGCGCGUCAAUCGCACGGCGCGAACGGGGUGGAAUAUGAGAGUUAGAACGGCGGGGUAUAUAUGCGCGGGUGACGUGAUGGAGCUCAUGGAGCGUCCUCAUCCGCGAUGGUCGAUUCUCAAUAUCAAGCGCGUGAUCCAGGGGAAGGACGUUGCGCUGCCUUUGGUGGCGGAGCUGUGCAACCUGAGCGUGGUGACGAGCAUGGUCCGGGAAUUUGCGCUGAACCGCUUGCAGUCGACGCCGAAAAGAUACGCAGUCGUGGAUAUCACACCCGUUACUUCGCGAGUCAAACAAUUCACCUUUCAACUCCGAGAACCUUUCACGAUCAACGAACCCACCUUCAAAGAGUUCGCGUUUGCGCAGAUUGAAUUCGGAACGGAUGAUGAGAGGUAUUCGCGGUCAUACUCGAUUGUAUCAGGCGACCUGAACCGGUUUUCCCUUGGCGUGGCCCACGACGAUCAUUCCAGGGGAGGAUCGAGGUAUCUACACAUGAAGCUCCAAAUAGGCGAUAUAAUCACCAUGGCCCCUGGCGGGGUCCCAAAGGCUGUAGAAGACGAACAGAAAUGCGUGGAGGAAGGACUGGUGGACAGACGACUUGUCAUAAUCGGAGGUAUCGGCGUGACAGCAUUCCUCCCAAAGAUUGCCCAGUGGAAGAAGGAGGACAUCGACUACGAAGUACAUUACGCAGCGCGAAACCGCGAAGAGGCUGCAUUCCUGAACCGCUUCCCUGGCGAGAACAUGACGCUAUAUGCUAAGAACGAAGGCAGACGCCUAGACUUGGAUGUCCUGAUUCCGGGCUCUGAUAAGGAUGGAAAACACACUACGAGAAUUUACUGUUGCGGCCCAGAAGGAUUGAUGAAAGCCGCUCAGAGACGAGCUAGGGAGAUGGGAUAUCCAGAUCACAUGCUGCAUUUCGAAAGCUUCGGAGUGGAUUCCGCAUCAACGAGGGGCAAGCCUUUCACCGUUGAAGUGAAUGAGCUCGAGUCACACCGGAAGAAGACAUUGGACGUGCCCCCCGACAAAACGCUGCUAACGGUAUUACGGGAGGCAGGCUUUGAUAUGACCUUCUUCUGCGAAAUGGGCGGCUGCGGUGCUUGUAAAGUCACUGUUUGUGACGGCAAGGUUGAUCACAAAGGAACGGCUCUCUACCCUGAAGAGAAGAAACGCAACAUGCUCAGCUGCGUUAGUCGUGGAAGUGGACACAUUAAGAUAGAGUUAGACUAA
Molecule: messenger RNA, 1692 nt
Organism: Colletotrichum abscissum
Lineage: Eukaryota; Fungi; Ascomycota; Sordariomycetes; Glomerellales; Glomerellaceae
Exons: 1
Coding region: 1-1692 (563 amino acids)
Molecular function (GO): 2 iron, 2 sulfur cluster binding; pyridoxal phosphate binding; molybdenum ion binding
Source: RefSeq, a predicted model, not a curated record